Messenger RNA from Aspergillus alliaceus, 1166 nucleotides. Its product is annotated as putative mitochondrial ADP,ATP carrier protein (Ant). The transcript has 2 exons. Gene Ontology annotation, cellular component: mitochondrial inner membrane. Lineage: Eukaryota; Fungi; Ascomycota; Eurotiomycetes; Eurotiales; Aspergillaceae. Bases 136 to 939 code for a protein of 267 amino acids. The record is from RefSeq and is a predicted model, not a curated record. Gene Ontology annotation, molecular function: ATP:ADP antiporter activity. Gene Ontology annotation, biological process: mitochondrial ATP transmembrane transport; mitochondrial ADP transmembrane transport.
GAUCAGAGGAUCCCUAAUCCCGAAGUCAACACGUACUAACUGAUUUCAACAGUGGGUGGUGUUUCCGCUGCCGUCUCCAAGACUGCUGCUGCCCCUAUUGAGCGUAUCAAGCUCCUCAUCCAGAACCAGGAUGAGAUGAUCCGCGCUGGUCGUCUUGACCGCAAGUACAACGGUAUCACCGACUGCUUCAAGCGUACCGCCGCCUCCGAGGGUGUUGUCUCUCUCUGGCGUGGUAACACUGCCAACGUCAUCCGUUACUUCCCCACCCAGGCUCUUAACUUUGCCUUCCGUGACACCUACAAGUCCAUGUUCGCCUACAAGAAGGAGCGUGAUGGAUACGCCAAGUGGAUGAUGGGUAACCUUGCCUCCGGUGGUGCUGCUGGUGCCACUUCCCUCCUCUUCGUCUACUCUCUCGACUAUGCCCGUACCCGUCUUGCCAACGACGCCAAGUCCGCCAAGGGCGGUGGUGACCGUCAGUUCAACGGUCUCGUUGACGUCUACAAGAAGACUCUUGCUUCUGAUGGUAUUGCCGGUCUCUACCGUGGUUUCGGUCCCUCUGUUCUUGGAAUUGUUGUCUACCGUGGUCUGUACUUCGGAAUGUACGACUCCAUCAAGCCUGUUGUUCUGGUUGGUCCUCUUGAGGGUAACUUCCUUGCUUCCUUCCUUCUCGGCUGGACUGUCACCACUGGUGCUGGUAUCGCUUCUUACCCUCUUGACACCGUUCGUCGUCGUAUGAUGAUGACCUCCGGUGAGGCCGUCAAGUACAACUCUUCCUUCGAUGCUUUCCGCCAGAUUGUCGCCAAGGAGGGUGUCAAGUCUCUCUUCAAGGGUGCUGGUGCUAACAUCCUCCGUGGUGUUGCUGGUGCUGGUGUCCUGUCCAUCUACGACCAGGUCCAGCUCAUCCUCUUCGGAAAGAAGUUCAAGGGUGGCUCCGGCUAAGCGAUUGAUUAAGUUCAAUUCGUUUUUGGAUGUGAAUUCAGUGGGGAAAAGGGGGGGAUCUGGCGUAACUGCCAGAUGCUGAAAAUUAGAGAUAUGCGUCAAGGAACUGUGUACUCUUGAGCAUAGAGCAGUGUGAUAUUCCCUUGUACCAGUUGUAUUUUACUGUCUGCAAGUUUAUUUUAUUUCCUUUUCUUCUAAAUAUGCUUAUUCCACAGUAUAUUAUGCGA